This is a messenger RNA of Cajanus cajan (pigeon pea), 1723 nucleotides long. RefSeq names its product Flavin-binding monooxygenase family protein (gene YUC5). NCBI's taxonomy places the organism in Eukaryota, Viridiplantae, Streptophyta, Magnoliopsida, Fabales, Fabaceae. Gene Ontology annotation, biological process: auxin biosynthetic process. The record is from RefSeq and is a predicted model, not a curated record. Gene Ontology annotation, molecular function: NADP binding; N,N-dimethylaniline monooxygenase activity; flavin adenine dinucleotide binding.
UAACAUUCACAUUUGAACACCAAAGUUUUCAUAUCUCAAGUCCUCUGAAAACACUUUAGAAAACAAUCCAAAGCACAGAAAAUGGACAACUUGUUUCGCCUAGUAGACCACGAAGACUUGUUCUCUCGUCGUUGCAUUUGGGUCAACGGCCCUGUGAUCGUAGGUGCAGGUCCUUCAGGGCUAGCCACAGCAGCAUGCCUUAGAGAACAAGGGGUACCCUUCAUGGUUCUCGAACGUGCAGAUUGCAUAGCCUCACUGUGGCAAAAACGCACCUACGACAGACUCAAACUCCACCUCCCUAAGCAAUUCUGCCAGCUCCCUAAACUAGCCUUCCCCCAACACUUCCCCGAGUACCCCACAAAGAAACAGUUCAUAGAGUACCUAGAAUCCUACGCUAACCACUUCGACAUCAACCCUCAGUUCAACCAGUGUGUUCAGUCCGCAAGGUACGAUCAGACUAGUGGCUUGUGGCGUGUCAAGACCGUUUCCUCCUCUUCUGGCUCCUCACGCAACGAGGUUGAGUACAUUUGCAGGUGGCUUGUCGUGGCCACUGGGGAGAAUGCUGAGUGUGUUGUGCCUGAGAUUGAAGGGUUGACUGAGUUCAAAGGUGAUGUCAUCCAUGCCUGUGAUUACAAGUCGGGGGAACCCUUCAAGGGGAAGAAGGUUCUUGUUGUUGGAUGUGGCAAUUCCGGCAUGGAGCUCUCACUUGACCUUUGCAACCACCAUGCCUCUCCAUCCAUGGUUGUUCGCAGCUCGGUUCACGUGUUGCCUAGAGAAGUGUUUGGGAAAUCGACGUUUGAGUUGGCGGUUAUGCUGCUGCGAUGGCUGCCACUAUGGCUUGUGGACAAGAUUCUCUUGAUCUUGGCUUGGUUUGUUUUGGGGAACAUAGAGAAGUUGGGGCUGAAAAGGCCUUCAAAGGGUCCUUUGGAGCUGAAGAACACAAAGGGGAAGACCCCGGUUUUGGACAUUGGUGCCUUGGAGAAGAUUAGAUCCGGUGAAAUAGAAGUGGUACCAGGGAUCAAGAGGUUCAACAAUGGUGAAGUUGAGUUUGUUAAUGGUGAAAAGAUCGAUAUUGAUGCAGUGGUGCUUGCAACCGGUUACCGCAGCAACGUCCCUUCUUGGCUUCAGGAAGGUGAAUUUUUCUCAAAGAGUGGAUACCCAAAAAUGCCAUUUCCUCAUGGUUGGAAGGGAAAUGCAGGGCUUUAUGCUGUGGGGUUCACAAAGAGAGGGCUCUCUGGUGCUUCUUCUGAUGCUGUGAAAAUUGCUCAAGAUAUUGGCCAAGUUUGGAAGAAUGAGACUAAGCAAAAGAAACAACGCACUACAGCUUGUCAUAGACGUUGCAUUUCCCAAUUCUAAAAUGCUAAAUCAAAAGGACAUGACAUGACAUGACGUGAUGACUACCUAGCUAGUGAUGAUUUCUUUUAAUUAGUCUCAGGAAUUUUGUUGUUGUAUACACAAAAUAACAGUAUCUUGUAAAAAUACACAGUUACACACCCAAAAACAAAAUAUAGCACACAGAUAUAGAGCCCUCUCCGAUGACCAGAGUUUUUGUGGAUGGUCGUUUUUUUAAAACUAAGGAUGAUGAGGCUUUUUACCUUAUUUUAGUUUCAUCUCAUUUUUUUCCACAAAGUUCAUGUAUAGUUUGUAAUAAAUAUGUAACAAGUACAGUACGUACUUGAGUGAUCUAUUUCAAUGCUAGAAUUUCAACUUCGACCAGUUUGAA